Messenger RNA from Necator americanus (New World hookworm), 444 nucleotides. RefSeq lists its product as uncharacterized. The coding region runs from base 1 to 444 and encodes 147 amino acids. Lineage: Eukaryota; Metazoa; Nematoda; Chromadorea; Rhabditida; Ancylostomatidae. The transcript has a single exon. The record is from RefSeq and is a predicted model, not a curated record.
AUGAUGCAAACCAGGAAGUUUAAGUACGACGUCAUCGGAUUGACCGAGAAGAGACGACGCCACUCACUGAACCCGGUAUAUGAAACUGGAGAAAAACUGUUCUUAGGAACAUGCGACAGUGGAGGUGUUGGUAGAGUUGGUGUACUCGUCAACACGAGUAUGGCAAAGAACAUCGACUCUUUCGAACAACUUACGACCCGAAUCCGACGUCUGCGGAUGAGAAGAUGUGGUCCAACACCAGCUUUGACUAUCUUCGUCGCUAACGCUCCAGCAUCAAGCUACGAAGGAAAAGAAGUCAAAGUUUUCUAUAUGGACCUGGAGAAGUUCUACCGAGAAGAUCAUGCUUUCUACAAGGUCAUAAUUGGCGAUUUCAACGCCAAAAUCGGUCCAAGAAGAACGCUUGAGGAACUUCAACUUCGGGACCCAUGGCCUGCAAUGGACUGA